AUGAAAGUAUAUCAAAAUCCGGAAGGGCCUAUUUGCAACAGAUGCAAGCAAGAGAGAGGAAUAAACAGAUUAUUAGCUAUCAAUAAUAUGGAUCUCGGACCCCAACCACCUGAACUAGCAUGCUUGACGCAAGUAGAAGAAAUGCUUAUCGCACGUGUAAAUCCAAUAUUACAAGUUACGCAUGCCAUAGGUAGUCAAUUCAAAUAUAAAGGACACACAAUUAGCUUUCCACGAUACAUUGAAAAAAUAGCAGAAAAUUUGCCACAUUCUAUUACAAGCUUGCCAAUAAUUAUAGUGCGAAGGAAAGAUCAACAUGGGAUGAGUUACAAUUUUACAGUAAACAGAGACCGCGUGUAUAGAGCACUACAAUACAAAAUUCAGAAUGACAAAUUUUAUGCAGACGUCACGAUUGAUACAUGUGCACUAGAAAAUUUAUUAGAAGGAUGUGAUCAAAAUAUAUUUGAACACCUAAAAACUAUAAACAUGGAAUUAGAUUUUGACACAAAUGAAAUUCAGUUUGUCGGACCGCUCUUAGAAACUAAAGAAGAAAACAUUAUUGAUCACAUGACAUCGAUGGCAUCAAAACCACCAAAUGCACAAAGAGAGAUGGAGUUGAGUCGUGCAUGGAUUAACAACAAUAACACACAUUCAUCAUCAUUGAUCGAGUGGCCAUCAAUUGGUGGAUCUCCAAUCAAUGAAUAUACUACAUUGGGACUACUAGAUAUGGCAUUCCCGACAUUGUUUCCCAAUGGGAAAUGUGACUGGUUGGAGCCUCGAAUAAAACAAGUACAUCUCCAUGAAUAUGUAAAGCAUCUAAUUCAAUACAUAGAUAACCAUUUUGGGAAGCAUCCCAGGUUUCGAUAUUACAUUACAAAUAUGAUUAUGAGGCAUCGAGCACAAACGUCAACAUCUGUUUUCAUCAAAAGAAAUCUAGGUGAAUUGCCAAUCACUAUAAUGGAACUACGUGAGCAUAUGGAGAAUAUUCCAAACUCACAUUUGGCUGAUAGGUUGAUGCGAUUUGGUGCAACUCUAAGAGGUACAAGAUCUUACUGGAUAAAAUGUCGAGUAGAACUAACAGACUUGCUACAUUAG
Messenger RNA from Cryptomeria japonica (Japanese cedar), 1092 nucleotides. RefSeq lists its product as uncharacterized. The coding region runs from base 1 to 1092 and encodes 363 amino acids. The record is from RefSeq and is a predicted model, not a curated record. The transcript has a single exon. NCBI's taxonomy places the organism in Eukaryota, Viridiplantae, Streptophyta, Pinopsida, Cupressales, Cupressaceae.